Molecule: messenger RNA, 1278 nt
Organism: Benincasa hispida (wax gourd)
Lineage: Eukaryota; Viridiplantae; Streptophyta; Magnoliopsida; Cucurbitales; Cucurbitaceae
Cellular component (GO): intracellular membrane-bounded organelle
Molecular function (GO): thiolester hydrolase activity
Source: RefSeq, a predicted model, not a curated record
CUCCUUUUCAGACGAUAUUGUGUGAAAACUCUUGAACUCUCAAAUAAUCUUGGGGGAACAACGAUGAAAUCCACACGCCAUUUCUGGAAUUUCAAGCUCUUACCCACUUCUAUAAAUUUCUCUCUGUUUUCUCUUCUUCUUCUUCCUCCACAAUCCCCAUGGCUGCUCUUCUUCCCUCUUUACUGUCCUUCUCCUGUUUGGUUCUGGUUUUCGCUGCGAUUCCGAUUUCUCUCUCACUCCCCUUCGUUGUAUUCCAUGGUAUAGGAGAUGAAUGCUCACAUCCUGGGGUUAAAAACUUCACUGAACUACUGAGUAACUAUUCUGGUGUUGAAGGAUAUUGCCUUGAAGUUGGAAAUGGAGUGUGGGAUUCUUGGUUUAUGCCCCUUGAGAAACAGGCUGGAAUUAUUUGUGACAAGGUGAAGAAAAUGGAGGAGUUGAAAGAAGGUUACAAUAUAGUUGGUCUCUCCCAGGGAAACUUGGUCGGCCGAGGAGUCAUCGAGUUAUGUGAUGGAGGACCACCAGUUAGGAACUAUAUAUCUUUAGGAGGUCCUCAUGCUGGUAUUGCUUCCGUUCCUCUUUGUGGUUCAGCCAUUUUCUGUCGCCUUGCAGACGAACUCAUCAAGUCAGAGAUCUACAGCGAUUAUGUUCAAGAUCAUCUAGCUCCCAGUGGUUAUCUCAAAUUACCAAACGCUAUCCCAAAAUAUUUGGAAAAAUGUAAGUUUCUACCAAAGCUCAACAAUGAACUCCCACAAGCAAAAAAUUCAACGUACAAGGAAAGAUUUAGUAGCCUACAAAACUUGGUACUAAUUAUGUUUGAGCAUGACACUGUUUUGGUCCCCAAGGAAACCUCCUUGUUUGGUUACUACUCGGAUGAGGAUUUUAAUUCAACUAUACCUGCACAGCAGACAAAACUCUACAUUGAGGACUGGAUUGGUUUGAAAGCCUUGGAUAAAGCUGGAAGAGUGAAAUACAUAAGUGUUGCUGGAGAUCAUGUUAAAAUUUCUAACAGCGACACAAGAAAGUAUGUGAUACCAUACUUGCAAGGAUAAAGGGUCACUCAGAUGGAUCUGGGAAAGUCAAAGAGCACCAUAAUAUUGAUUAAAUAUGAGCAAAGCAGCAGUAAAAAAAAAGAGCAAGAUAGUUAACAAAACAAAGUUCUUUGAAUCCUCAUGAACUAUGCAAAAGCCUAUUUUACAAAUAUAUAUGGAAAAUAUAAAAGUAUUUAUCCUAUGUAUUCCAAGAGACGAGUCAAUGUUCAAUGCAAAGAGUCAAAUUUAU